GCCCACAAGUAGCUUCAGAAGAAAGCCUCAAUAUCCAGCUCACCAGAGUUCCUAUGUAUGGGAUUGAACAGGAUCUUUAAAGAAUCCUAAGCAUGAAAACAAGUAUGACAAACUAUAAGCCUCUGUUGGUGCUACUGUUUAUAUUAGCCUCCUUGAUCACAUUUACAGUUCUCCAAAACUUCACAAAGUUGUGGACUGCAUUCAAGUUGCCCAUCUCCCUCAAUCCUUGGAAUUUUAACACACAACCCUCAUGGCCUGAACCACCGCUGCGUCCAGUAGUUUCAGCAGCAGAGAUUGAUCUGAGAAUACAGGAAAUUGUGAAGAAACUAGACCAGCAGAUACCACCCAGACCUUUCACCCAUGUGAACACCACCACCAGCGCCACACACAGCACAGCCACCAUCAUCAAACCUCGACACACAUACUGCAGGGGAGACCAGCUGGACAUCAUGCUGGAGGCAAGGGACCACUUGGGGCACAGGAAGCAGUAUGGCGGGGAUUUCCUGAGGGCAAGAAUGUCUUCUCCAGCCCUGCAGGCAGGAGCUGCAGGAAAGGUGACUGACUUCAACAAUGGCACCUACCUUGUCAGUUUCAUUCUGUUCUGGGAGGGCCAGGUCACCCUGUCUAUCCUGCUCAUUCACCCCAGUGAAGGAGCAUCAGCUCUCUGGAGAGCCAGGAACCAAGGCUACGACAAGGUAAUCUUCACAGGCCAGUUUUCCAGUGGCACCUCCCAAGUCAAUGCUGAUUGUGCCCUGGUUUUAAACUCAAGUGCUGAACUGUGCCAGUACUUGGAUGCUCAAGACCAAGAAGCCUUUUAUUGUGUGAAGCCUCAGCACAUUCCCUGUGCUGCACUCAGCCACGUGCAUUCCAAGAACAAGGAUGUUUCUUAUCUUAGCAAACAGGAAAAGAUCCUCUUUGAAAGGUCAAACGUGGGUGUAGAGAUUAUGGAAAACUUCAACGUGAUCAAUGUCUCCAGAUGCAACAAAGUAACAGUUUCAGUGAAAGAAAAAUGCAAGCCUGGAAUGACAUCCACAGCCCCCAGUGGGUAUGUCUGGAAAAACACAUGGAAUCCUGUCUCCUGCAGUUUGGCUGCAGUCGAUAUGAAAAAAUGCCUGAGAGGAAAAUUCAUUUAUCUAAUGGGAGAUUCCACAGUCCGCCAGUGGAUGGAAUACUUCAAAACCAGUAUCCAGACACUGAAGCCAGUGGAUCUGCAUGAAUCUGGAAAACUGAAACACCAACUUGCUGUGGACUUGGAUAGGAAUAUAAUUAUCCAGUGGCAAAAACAUGGUUACCCCUUGAUUGGAUCAACCACCUAUUCAGUCAAAGAGAUUGAGUACAUUGCCCGGGCCAUCGACAGAACUGGAGGAGAUAAAAAUACAAUCAUUGUUAUUUCUCUGGGCCAGCAUUUCCGACCCUACCCCAUUGAUGUUUUUAUCCGAAGGGUCCUCAAUGUCCACAAGGCUGUUCAGCGUCUUCUACUGAGAAGUCCAGACACCAUGGUCAUCAUCAAAUUGGAAAACAUCAGGGAGAUGGACAGUGAUGUGGAGAGAUUUGGUGACUUUCAUGGUUACAUUCAAUAUCUUACCAUAAAAGACAUUUUCCAGGAUCUCAAUGUGGGCAUCAUUGAUGCCUGGGAUAUAACAAUUGCAUAUGGCACAAAUAACGUACACCCACCAGAAUAUGUAGUCAGAAACCAGGUUAAUAUAUUAUUAAACUACAUUUGCUAAAUAA
Messenger RNA from Otolemur garnettii (small-eared galago), 1731 nucleotides. RefSeq names its product NXPE family member 4. Lineage: Eukaryota; Metazoa; Chordata; Mammalia; Primates; Galagidae. Bases 93 to 1727 code for a protein of 544 amino acids. The transcript is spliced from 6 exons. The record is from RefSeq and is a predicted model, not a curated record.